ACGUGCCAUUCUUUUUCUCGGUAGGUGCCUUCCAAGAACGACCAAAGAGGUUGGACUGUUUAUGAGGUUUCAAUAUUGCUAAAGGAAAAAGCGUCCAUAAGGUUGUGAAAAUAUUUACCUGGGAAUUGCUUUCAAAUAGCUUUGUCUCUACGUGUAAGUUGACACUAGCUGAGGGGCACACAUUCUUCAAGCUAAAACGACAGUGAACACUCUAAAGUCAAAAAUGUCCAGUGAAGAUUGCGCCACACAAAUCAACAAUUCCUUGAACCAAGAUCCCCGUUGCGCGGACAACAGUCAGGACAAAGUUCCUGUUUCUCCAGUGGAAAAAGUGGCAGUCUUCUCCGUAAUAUAUGGAAUCAUAUUUCUAGUAACCAUUGUAGGUAAUGGGUUUGUUUGCAUCGUAAUCACCAGAAGAAAAGACAUGCGCACUUUGACCAAUCUGUUCCUCCUCAAUAUGGCCAUCUCAGACUUGCUGUCAGCUCUGUUCGCCAUUCCAUCGCUGAUGUCUGACCAGAUCUCGCCUAGCGAAUGGCCUCUCGGAGGUUUCAUGUGCCGAGCAGUCAGAGUGAUUUCUUCAAUAUCUGUGUCGGUGUCCGUUUAUACGAUGGUGGUGUUGGCAGUAGAAAGAUAUCAAGCCAUCGUGAAUCCCUUCACGGUUCGUGCCUCACGAAAAAAAAUCAGACGAACUGUGAUUUUAAUGGGUCUUACUUGGCUGGUGUCUUGUGCCAUUGCUGCUCCCCAGGCCUUUGUGGUCACGACAAAAUACAAACGGUGCGUCGAAGACUGGACGGGUAAAGGCGGGAUAUUUGGAAACCAAAUUUACACAGUGUUGGCGUUCAUUCUUUUAUUUGUCCUCCCUAUUUUGGUGAUUGGCAUAAGUUACAUCAUGAUCAUACGAACCUUAUGGCAACCGGAGCCGUCCCUAAGCGACGACGCACGCGCACGCAGCGGUCGUGGUUUCUCUCCAACGAAUAGCCAACCAUCGUACAGUGCGAACCGUGCCUACGCAAUUAACAGAAUGAAAAAGAAGCGCAAGACGACCUACAUGCUUCUAACAGUGAUCGUCACGUUUAUGACGUGCAUGUUGCCUUUUCAAGUGGUUGUGCUGCUCAGAGCGUUCAUACAGCUUCCCUAUGAGACGGUCGGCUUCAGCGUUUUCGUGAACUUCUCCUCGGUACUUGCUCUGUGUUCCAUGGCAUGUAACCCUUUCAUCUACAGCUUCUUCAGUGACAAGUUUCGCAAGGCUUGCGUGGAUGUGUUCAGGUGCCGAUGUGAGGAGGAUGGCCAACAAGCGCCCACUACCUCUGUCCUGUUGGUCAGCUCGACGAUGCUGCAAACGGGAUAAUUCGAACAACUCUUUUGCUAUGUUCAGGAACAUGACAUUACAAUUUCAAUGAGAGCGUUGCUUUUUUCGAAUUAAGACUUAUAUCAAGGGGAGUGCCGGACUUUUCAAUGAGGGAGGGGAAGGUUAGUCCUUCUCACGGGCUGCUUCCCUACCAUUUGGAAGCAUGUGGGAUUGUUCUAUUGAUUCUAAUUAGACAAUAUUACAAUAUUAGACGGAAACCUUUUCGCAUCGUGACAGCCCGCUUUCUCAGGUCCUAGAGUAUCUUUAAAGCUAAAUAAAUUCAUUAGAGGAUUCUGCUAACGUUAAACCAGAAGAAAGGUGUCCGGGGUUAAUUUAUUACGCCAGUACCACCCUUAACGCCUUGAUGUCCGAUUGUGUAUUAAAAGUUUCUUGGUAAUUGACUUUAGAAAAUUAUCAUCAAUGUUUGUGUUAUGUACUGAGACGACGAAACAAAAUAAUACCUAAGUAAUUCUUACCAUCUUCAGAUAUCGAAUUUGAGCAUUGCAGUUGAAUUAAGUAAAGAAUUAAGUACAAGACGGUAUAAUAUGUUGAUGAGAAAUAAUUUCAUGGCGAGGAUUAAAGGACAUGACCCCCUUUGAUUGGGUACUUCUUGGCGUAACUAGUUUACUCUAAAUUUAGCCUCUUAUUUUCUGUUUACCUUAUCAGGACGCGUCUCGCUCUGAUUAGCUCAGGCUAGACGGUUCAUUGUAAUAUGUCACAGUGUUUUUAUAAUUAAAAAAAUGUACAUGUAUAUUAUGAGAAGCGACCGGGAAAUAAUUUGAGCUAGACGCGAGUGGUGAUGUGCGUAGGCUUGGGUGGGUAAGUGGAUGCAGUUAAGUGGAGUUACUUGGCUUGUUCCGGACUGUCCGAUGGAGAAAACGAGCGAAAGAGCAGGCAAGCGAGAAAAGAACUCUCACGGCGGUUGGCAGAACAACGGUUGCAGAACGACUUCUUGUGUUUUUCGCCGUCCCCUUUUUUCGCCUAUUUUCACUGACCGAGAACAUCGCACAGGGUUAGAGAACAUGUACUUCCCUUACACUA
Molecule: messenger RNA, 2386 nt
Organism: Stylophora pistillata
Lineage: Eukaryota; Metazoa; Cnidaria; Anthozoa; Scleractinia; Pocilloporidae
Product: orexin receptor type 2
Biological process (GO): G protein-coupled receptor signaling pathway
Cellular component (GO): plasma membrane
Molecular function (GO): neuropeptide Y receptor activity
Source: RefSeq, a predicted model, not a curated record